AUGCUUAUUACUACUGCUAGUGUGAGCCUUGUUUUUCUGUCUUUUGUUUCUACAGUUGCUGGGAACUGUUUGUUUGGUGGCUGUGGAGCUGGUCUCUGCUGCUCGGCGUACGGAUAUUGUGGAGUAGGUGCUGCAUAUUGUGGUGCAGCUGUUGGUCCAGGUGCUGUUGGUUGCCUAAACGGUGGUUGUCCAGCGGGACAAUGCUGUUCACGAUACGGCUAUUGUGGCACUACUGCUGAACACUGUGGUUGGAAUGGUGGCAACGGUGGCAACGGUGGCAUCAAUGGAGGAAAUGGAGGAAAUGGUAACUGUCGUGCCACUGGUUGCGCUGCAGGAGCAUGUUGUUCAGCACAUGGAUUUUGUGGAAACACUGCUGCACACUGUGGAGGAGUUACCUAUGGUAACUGUGGUGUCACAGCUUGUGGUAAUGGUCUAUGUUGCUCACGAUUUGGAUAUUGUGAUGCCAUUAGUGUUAACUGUGCUUUCGCUAAAUUCUUACCCGGUAAACCGGCAGCUGUUCUCGAAGGUGAAUUUGAAGGAGAAGCAACAUACUACAACGCGACCAUGGCAGGUUCGGAAUAUAGUACCUGUGGUAUAAGUCGAGCUCGUUCAUUGGAUGAUGGUGACGAGAAAAUCUACACAGCUGCUCUCAAUGAAGCACAAUUUGAUCCAUAUACUGUCGGCGGUAUUCCAAGUACUAAUCCAAUCUGUGAGAAGAAAGCACUUGUAAAGGGAGCCAACGGCGAAAUAGUCGUUCGAUUUGUUGAUCGAUGCCAAAAUUGUGAGCAAGGUAAUAUCGCCCUGACACAUGAUGCUUUUAUUGCUGUAGCUGGGGAACUGGGCAAUGGUCAUGCUAACAUUGCAUGGCAUUUUCUUUAA
Molecule: messenger RNA, 879 nt
Organism: Rotaria socialis
Lineage: Eukaryota; Metazoa; Rotifera; Eurotatoria; Philodinida; Philodinidae
Source: the annotation of a GenBank genome assembly